AUGCGACUACACGGCGCUUCCCAAUUCUUCCUCGCCUUCUAUCUCCUCCUCCGGCCUCACUGUGCCGGGGCAGAGCCUCAGUGCGCAAUAGAUCCAAAUUCGAUCGUCAGCGACGCUUGCACCUCCUAUUCCGACCUAGAAAGGCUCAACGCCCAGUUAUAUCCCUCGCUCGAAGACUUGACCCAGAAAACCGAUUUCUUUGCCUACUAUAGAUUAAAUUUGUACAACAAAGUCUGUCCCUUUUGGAGCGAUGAAAAUUCCAUGUGUGGGAACCGUGCAUGCGCGGUAGAGACAAUCGAGGACGAGAGCGACAUUCCUUUAAUAUGGCGGGCGGAAGAACUUAGCAAACUCGAGGGUGCCAGGGCAAAGCACCCCGGACGAGCCCAACAAAGAGAGAGACCCAAAGACAGACCCCUACAGUACCAGCUGGGAGAGAACGUGGACGAAAGUUGCGUCCUGGAAGAUGAUGAUGAAUGCGACGACAGAGAUUACUGUGUACCAGAAGACGAGGGCACAACCGGAAAGGGUGACUAUGUUAGUCUCGUCAACAACACAGAAAGAUACACAGGCUACUCCGGCAUGGGAGCUCGCCAGGUGUGGGACGCAAUAUACAAGGAGAAUUGCUUCUCGGCCCAAUCCAGCCGCGGUAGUUCGUCCAACUCGAAAUCCCUACGAGCGGCCCAGAAUUUGAAGAAUGUUUUUCAAGAGUACGGACGACAACACGUGGAUGACGGUGACGAUCUCUACCCAUUAGAUGACGAAUGUCUGGAACAGCGAGCCUUUUAUCGCAUUGUGAGCGGCAUGCACGCUUCCAUAUCCACACACCUCUGCUGGGAAUUUUUUAAUCAGACGACCGGCGAAUGGGUCCACAAUGUCGAGUGCUACAAGGAACGACUUCACAAGUAUCCUGAACGCAUCUCAAAUCUAUAUUUCAAUUACGCCAUAUUGACAAGAGCUCUAGCAAAAGCUAGGAAGCAUCUUGAAUCCUAUACUUUCUGUUCAGGAGAUCCCGAGAUCGAUUUUGAAACAAAACAGAAAGUGCUUGCUUUGGCGGAUCAGGCCGCGGCUGGUCCACACACGUUUGACGAAACUGUCAUGUUUCAAGACCCUGGCGUCAUCGACCUCAAAGAGGACUUCAGGAACAAAUUCCGCAAUGUGUCCAGAUUGAUGGACUGCGUGGGAUGCGACAAAUGUCGUCUGUGGGGAAAAGUGCAGACUGCAGGCUAUGGUGCUGCUCUUAAGAUCCUAUUCGAGUACGAUGAAAAUAAGAACGGUGAAAACCCGCAUCUCCGACGAACUGAGCUCGUCGCUCUGGUCAACACGCUGGGCCGGGUCAGCCACAGUCUUGAUGCCAUUCAGAAGUUCCGGAUGGCAGUCAAUACUGGUGACUACAGCGUACUCGAGACCCAGGGCCCGUUGACGGCCCCGAAGAAAGUAGACAGCAUGCCUUCCGCAGCAGCAACCGCAGACCUUGAUGACUUUGGCGACCUCGACGACGAUCCCUACGACGUUGAACCUGAACGCAAACCAACCCCAUCAAUCUCUGACGCCUUCUGGACCGAGCUUGAUCUUGUUUGGCGUGCAUACAAGAUGGUGUUGAAAAGUUGGGUUGAUAUGCCUUUCAAGUUGAGCGCCGUAUUUAUCCUUGAAAUGAAAAGAGCGUGGAGUUGGUGGCUGGGAUUGCCAGUACCUCCGCGAUCAUGGGAUAUUCAUUUUCCUACCAGGGACGAGCUGUAG
Molecule: messenger RNA, 1737 nt
Organism: Exophiala spinifera
Lineage: Eukaryota; Fungi; Ascomycota; Eurotiomycetes; Chaetothyriales; Herpotrichiellaceae
Exons: 1
Coding region: 1-1737 (578 amino acids)
Biological process (GO): protein folding in endoplasmic reticulum
Cellular component (GO): endoplasmic reticulum membrane; endoplasmic reticulum
Molecular function (GO): FAD binding; protein-disulfide reductase activity; thiol oxidase activity
Source: RefSeq, a predicted model, not a curated record